Salvelinus sp. IW2-2015 is the source of this 2329-nucleotide messenger RNA. Lineage: Eukaryota; Metazoa; Chordata; Actinopteri; Salmoniformes; Salmonidae. The record is from RefSeq and is a predicted model, not a curated record.
GAGGACUCAACCUUGUAUCUGUCCCAUUAUGGKGUCUGUGAGAGCAYGGGCAGYGCCAUUGAAGCCAUCUCCAUACWGAAGUAGUCAAUUAUCCUCUUCUGUUACUUCUAUGAGUUGGUUAACAAAUUGAAAGGGUGCAUACUGCCCCCUGGAGGGUGUUGUUUGAACAGGUAUAAGGCCAAGCUUGGUGAUUUACUGCCAGCUGCAGUUAUGGAAUGUUUGCUGAUCCCUCAUGCUGACCUGAAUGGAAUUAUAUGAUUCUUCCUCAACCCAUUGGAAAUUACACUGAGUUGACAACUUCAAAAUGAGUUGACCGAGGUGGGAUUACCUGAACCUGGAAGCCAUCCCCAGCUAGAUAGAUUUCCAACAUGGUGGAAGAUGGCACUAAGAAUGGAGGAAGAAGUCAGGAGAUGGCAGAAGGUAGCAGAUACUGCUGCUGGUCCGGUGUUCGCUGCCGUUUCCUCAUCCUGCUCGUCACAGUGGCGGCCAUCUUGUUCUUCACCAACCACCGGUCAGCAGAGUGUSUCCCAAGAUGGUGGGCAGAAUACCAUGGUCGUUCAGUCAACACCAGUAGGGAAGUAGUUUCUCUCAACUUCACUGACUUUACCAUAGACGCUCAUGAAACUGCAUCUGCCAAUUCAACAGAUCGUCAGACUUCACUUAUCCACUCUACUCAACAGGCCAUCAAACUCAACACAACACAUAAUGAAACUAGUUCCGUCACGUCUGCACUGACCAUCACUGAUCUGAUCACAGAGGUCAAGGCAGUUCGGGCCACUCCUCCUCCGUAUKUGUCCCCAGGACCGUACCAUGUAGAAUACCCAUCAGAGUACAUCUUCAUCCUGGAUGAGCCAGAGAAAUGCCGGGAGCAGAACCCCUUCCUGGUUCUGAUGGUGCCAGUGGCGCCCUAUAACAGGGACGCUCGUGAGGCCGUCCGCAGUACUUGGGGCAGUGAGAGGCAGGUACUGGGCAAAGAGGUCCGUCUGUUCUUCCUGCUGGGACUGCCCAGUGGAGAGGAGACAGAGCAGCUCCAGGAGAAGGUGCUGCAGGAGAGCAAAGAGCACCAGGAUCUGCUGCAGAGCGACUUCAUAGACAGCUACAAAAACCUGACCAUCAAGACCAUGGUGAUGAUGGAGUGGUUGAGCUCUCGCUGCCCCAACGCCUCCUACGCCAUGAAGAUCGACUCAGACAUGUUCCUCAACGUGAACACCUUGGUCAACAUGCUGCUUCACGCUCCAAAGCAGAACUAUAUGACUGGACUAGUGGCCCGACGGGGUGUUGUUCUAAGAGCCCAUAAAUCCAAAUGGUAUCUUCCAAAGAAGGUGUUUCCUGAACCGGUAUAUCCACCUUACGCUCUGGGCCUGGGCUAUGUCUUCACCUUAGACCUCCCCAGGAAGCUGGUGGAGGCGUCCAGGCAUGUUAAAGCCGUCUACAUAGAGGAUGUGUAUCUGGGACUGUGUAUGAGACACCUGGGCAUCCGGCCUACUGACCCCCCCAAUGGAAACCUCUUCCAUGUUUCCCCUGUGGCUUAUGACCGCUGCACCUACUCACGGCUGAUAGCCACCACCACAUACAGUAUCACUCACCAGGUCAACGCAUGGACAGACCUACACAAACCUGGUCCUCCCUGCUGAUCUCAUACAUCACUUCCUCCCUGCUGAUCACAUACCCCAACAAACUGACUGAUGUACCAAUCCCUUCCUCGUUUUUUGUUCUUGCCAACGAUGUAAAUCUGGUGAAUUUGUAAUGCAUUUCCACUUUGAUUAAAAUGUUUAAUGAUCAUGAUGAUGUUACUGAAUUUGGAUUAGAUACACUUCCAGUCUUAUAUCCUUUGUGGUGCUGUGAGUUACUGCAACCCCCAAGAAAAAUCUACAUUGGGGAACAAGUUAUUGUACUGAGACGUGACCACAAGAAAUGUGCAGAGGUACAAUUGUGUGUGAGAGUUAUUUUUCUACUUUAUUUGAAUAAAUGUUUUUAUUUCAUGGCCUAACUGUACAUAAUGAGUAAUUUACUACUUGAGUAGUUCUCAUCAUUGUUACAAAGAUCUAUCCAUGCUCAUAGUUAUGUAUGGUCACUAGAAGGUUUACAAGAUCAUAUGGUUUAUGUUUAUAAGGCAUAUGAACUAGUUUYUUGAGAAGCUAGCCGGGGGACCAGCGCUGGUUUGGUUCUGGGUUCAGAGAUUAUUUAAAUGAUAAUGCCCAAGGAUAUAUUGGCACGGGUGUUGUUAGGCCUGAGACAAAGUCAAGGGUGGGCAAAUUUGUCAAUAUAUCCCCCAAACACCGGACAUUAUCACUUUUAUACAAUGGAUUACCAACAUAUUCAAAUAACG